AAAUAGGAAAGUAAGAGCAAACAGAGAAGCUCGUUAUCUUGUGUUCCUGAAAAUUGUGAUGCAAGGAAAGGGGACACAAAAGGGUGCAUCAGGAACGAGCUCUUGAAGCAAAAACCCAUCAUGGAUUUGCGCCGAAUUUUCUGGGUAAUCCUUUUUACAGCUGCGAUUUCGCUGGCCUGUUGUCCAUCUACUGCGAUAGCCGGUGAUAUACGCCAAGAUGACGAAAAUGCUCCCAAGAAGCCCGGUUGUGCGAACGAAUUCGUUCUGGUCAAAGUUCAAACUUGGGUUAAUGGUAGCGAGUAUGAAGAAUUUGUUGGCGUGGGUGCCAGAUUUGGCACUACCACAUUUUCAAAGGAGAAGAAUGCAAGCGGAACUCCCCUUACUCUUUCUGAUCCUCGUGAUUGCUGUAGUAAACCAAAAAAUGAGGGUUCUGGAGAUGUCUUCAUGGUGGACCGGGGCAAUUGCACAUUCACGGCUAAGACAAAUUAUGCUGAGGAUGCUCAUGCAUCAGCCGUUCUCAUUAUAAAUAACCAGAAAGAACUUUACAAGAUGGUUUGUGAACCAAACGAAACUGAUCUAGUUAUAAAAAUACCUGCUGUCUUGCUUCCAAAAGAUGCUGGUGCAAGCUUGGAGGAAAAACUACUAAAUGGUUUAUCAGUGUCUGUGCACCUUUACUCACCAGGGAGACCAGCAGUUGAUGUAGCUGAAGUGUUUCUAUGGUUGAUAGCAGUUGGUACCAUCAUAUGUGCUUCUUACUGGUCCGCAUGGUCUGCAAGAGAGGCAGCUAUUGAACAGGACAAAUUGUUAAAGGAUGCUGUAGAGGAUAUUCCAAAUGAAAAACUAUUAGGCACUGGAGGUGUCAUGGAGAUCAAUACAAUAUCAGCAAUCCUCUUUAUUGUUCUUGCUUCUUGCUUCUUGGCUGUGCUAUACAAAUAUAUUAACUCUAAGUUUGUUGAGGUUUUGGUGGUUCUUUUCUGUGUAGGAGGUGUGGAGGGAUUGCAAACUUGCUUGGUUGCUUUGUUAUCAAGGUGGUUCAAGCGUGCUGGAGGGUCAUACAUUAAAGUACCUGUCUUAGGAGCUGUUUCACACCUUACUCUGGCUGUUUCUCCAUUCUGCAUAGCAGCUGCUGUUGUUUGGGCUAUUAAACGCAAUGACCCCUUUGGUUGGAUAGGUCAAGACAUACUAGGAAUUUCAUUGAUGAUCACGGUUCUGCAAAUUGUCCACGUACCUAAUCUCAAGGUGGGUACGGUUCUUCUCUGUUGUGCCUUCUUAUAUGACAUAUUUUGGGUGUUCAUUUCAAAGAAGUUCUACCAUGAAAGUGUGAUGAUUUCGGUAGCUCGUGGUGAUAAAACUGGAGAGGAUGGCAUUCCUAUGUUACUAAAAAUCCCACGCAUGUUUGAUCCAUGGGGUGGCUACAGUAUUAUAGGAUUUGGGGACAUCCUCUUACCUGGACUGCUGAUAGCAUUUUCACUCAGAUAUGAUUGGUUGGCUAAUAAGACUCUUAGAGCUGGGUACUUCUUGUGGGCAAUGUUUGCUUAUGGAUUGGGUCUUCUUAUUACAUAUGUUGCACUGAACUUGAUGGAUGGACAUGGUCAACCAGCGCUGCUGUACAUUGUCCCAUUUACACUAGGAACUUUUCUGACUUUAGGAAAAAAGAGGGGUGAGCUGAAAAUUCUGUGGACAAGAGGAGAACCAAUAAGACCCUGUCGCCAUAUCCAACUCCAACAAAGUGAGGAACAGAACCAGGAAAUGUAAGAUGAAACCUGUAAUUAUAUUGUAGGGCUGAUAACAAAUGGUUGACUACCUGUUAACUCAUUGAAGAUGUAGUGUAACAUCAAUAUGUUGUAUAAAACCUUGUGCCCAGUUAAUUGACCCGAGGGCUGUGUUAUGAAUUCAGUGUUCUAAACUUGAUUCCAGAAUGCUGGAAGCCCCCAUGAUUGAAUUCUGAAACAUGAAUGGGUCAGAAUCAGAGCAGAGCAAAAUAUUCCAGGACUAGGAGUCAUUACUUUCUUUUAUGAUGGAACACUUAUUAUUAUAUUUUUAUUUACUGUGAGGAUAUUCUUAGAUAAAUUUUUGCACAUGUU
Molecule: messenger RNA, 2084 nt
Organism: Rubroshorea leprosula
Lineage: Eukaryota; Viridiplantae; Streptophyta; Magnoliopsida; Malvales; Dipterocarpaceae
Source: the annotation of a GenBank genome assembly